GCCAAACUCACGGACUAGGGUCUCGGUAGAGCGGCAAACCUUGGUUGAUACAGCCCAUCUGCAUGAUGAACUUUCGAGUCCUAUUCCUGGCUCCAUCUACGCCGACUGUUGAUGGUGGUCAUUCCAGAGUUGUAUAUCUAUCACUCUGGACAGCGACAAUCCAGGUGUCCCCCCUCGCUCACAUCCGGAUCGGUCACUGCACGCAAUCAGCUAGGCAACAAUGUCGAGUUCGUGGGCACCCAACGAAACGGACUACGAGAUCUAUGGUGAGAAGAUAUGGCUACAGGCGAUGGUCCUGCAGAACAUACCCUAUGGCGUUGAGCUUACGCUCUUCGUCAUGUGCUUCGUCACCCUGCUCGAGAACACCAAUCGGUUCAAUCUGAGGCGACACAUCUUCCUUCUCGCGUUCACCACUGUUGUUCUCGGAUUGGGGACGGUUUACAUGAUUGCGGUUUCUCUGACUGCUCAGCAAGCCUUCAUCGAAUACCGAAACUUCCCCGGAGGGCCUUCGGUGUACCUAAGCGCCAUGUUCGCUAGCACCGUCGGAAUGACGAACAGUGUGUGUUGGAUGAUUAGCAACUGGCUCCUCGACAUGUUCUUGGUUUGGCGAUUCCUCGUCAUAUACAGAGACUUCAACCGGUCAUGGAUGCGGAUGCUGCUAUGUAUUCCCGGCCUUAUGGUCUGUACGUCCAUUGGCAUGUCCAUUGACGUCCUCAAGAGCAUUUCCCAAGCCGACGGCUCAUCGAACUCCACACCAUUCCUAGUUGCGAACAUCACACUCUCGUUCUACGUCAUCUCGCUUGCGGCGAACAUUAUUGUGACGAUUUUGAUUGCGGGUCGUCUGCUCGUCUAUCGACACCGUGUACAGAGCGUUCUUGGGGCACACCACGCAAAAGGCUAUGCCAACAUUGCGACCAUCCUCGUGGAAUCAGCGGUGCUCUACUCUGCCUUCGCGUUCACCUUCCUUAUCGUGUUUGGGAUGAAAAGUCCCCUCUCCUACUUCUUUGUCAAUUACGUGAACUCCGUUCAGGUGUGUACUCAUGUCAAGGCAUCUGUGAUAUUGAUGCUGAGUGCAUCCUUGCGAAUCGUAAUGGUUGCUGCUAGGCGAUCUGUUCCUUCCUCAUCAUAUUCCGUGUUGCGACGGGGAAAGCUUGGACCGAAGACACCACCACGCGUCUCAUGGAAAGGACGCACAGCAACGUAGUCAAGCUCCAGCCCGCCACGAGCAUUCAUUUUGCACAGAAUACAUCUACGGACAUUACGGACUCGAUGCCAACUUCGAGGAAGGAGAUGGGUAUCAUCUCGGAGGAAGUCGGGCAAGACAUAACAGAUGACUACAGUGCAUAGUAGCGGCCGAAAUCUAUCAUGAGCGUGUAGCUGGUCUUUGUCGAUAGCAGUGUCACAGGAUGAAUGUACUAUUGGGAGGCUUACAAUAUGUUUUCCGGGCUGCCAGAGAUACUGUCGUAAUAUGUCAAAUUGUC
Molecule: messenger RNA, 1481 nt
Organism: Rhodofomes roseus
Lineage: Eukaryota; Fungi; Basidiomycota; Agaricomycetes; Polyporales; Fomitopsidaceae
Exons: 4
Coding region: 221-1204 (327 amino acids)
Source: RefSeq, a predicted model, not a curated record